CUGAAUGGGGAAUUCAAGAUGCAGGUGCACUGCAGUUCCCUGUGAUAUUUGCACAGCUCCGGGUGGAGUGCAGGUGCAAAGGGAAGGGGGAAGGGAGUCGCGGUGGACUGGGUACCUGGGUGGACGUGAGGCAGCCUGGCUGAGUGGACUCUCCUGGAGGUUUUCUUGCCACUCCUCACCCUGAAAUCAGACCUUUGAUCCCUAAACUUCACCAAGACUGCUUUCUGAGGUCACCGAUAACAUCUCUUAGCGAAAUCCAAAAGGUUCUACUUCACCCUGCUUUUCUUCAGCUUCUCAGUCAUCCGUUUCUGACAGUGAACCACUGAAAGAAAGGAGAACCCAAAUCAUGGCUCGAGGACUUCCCAAACAAAAGCCAAUAGAAGGUGUCAAGCAAGUCCUAGUGGUGGCUUCUGGAAAAGGGGGUGUUGGAAAGUCGACCACAGCAGUGAAUCUUGCCCUGGCGUUAACUGCAAACAAUUCGUCAAAAACAGUUGGUUUGCUAGAUGCGGAUGUUUAUGGUCCUUCCAUUCCAAGGAUGAUGAAUUUGAAAGGCAACCCAGAAUUAACAGAGAGCAAUUUAAUGAGACCUCUUUUGAACUAUGGCAUUGCAUGUAUGUCUAUGGGCUUCUUGGUUGAAGAGACUGCACCAGUCAUUUGGAGGGGGCUCAUGGUGAUGUCAGCAGUAGAGAAAUUGAUGAGGCAGGUGGACUGGGGUCACCUGGAUUAUCUAGUCAUUGACAUGCCGCCGGGAACAGGAGAUGUGCAGUUGUCAAUCUCACAGAAUAUCCCAAUUUCAGGAGCUGUGAUCGUCUCAACGCCCCAGGACAUAGCUUUAAUGGAUGCCCAAAAAGGAGCUGAGAUGUUUCGGAAAGUCCACGUGCCCGUUCUGGGCCUUGUCCAAAACAUGAGUGUUUUCCAGUGUCCGAAAUGUAAACACAAGACUCAUAUUUUUGGAGCUGAUGGGGCGAGGAAACUUGCAAAAAACUUGGGCCUUGAUGUUCUUGGAGACAUUCCACUGCAUCUUUCCAUAAGGGAGACGUCAGACUCAGGCCAGCCAAUUGUGCUUUCUCAGCCUCAUAGCGAUGAGGCCAAGGCUUAUCUGAGGAUCGCUUCGGAAGUGGUGAGGAGAUUGCCGCCUUCUGGGUGACCUCCCAUGGUUAUGCCAGGAAAAUGGGUCAGCCUUGGCCCAUACACUGAUCUUUUUGACUAUCAGCAGGUAUAUGUUAGUGAUCAAGAUUAUGUAUUUUAUAAAGAAUUACUGGGGCUACCGUUUUCAGGUUUGAAUUCUCCAAUGUUGAUUUCCAAAUAAAAUGUUGAGUCACCCUG
Molecule: messenger RNA, 1326 nt
Organism: Ornithorhynchus anatinus (platypus)
Lineage: Eukaryota; Metazoa; Chordata; Mammalia; Monotremata; Ornithorhynchidae
Gene: NUBPL
Product: nucleotide binding protein like
Exons: 11
Coding region: 347-1147 (266 amino acids)
Biological process (GO): iron-sulfur cluster assembly; mitochondrial respiratory chain complex I assembly
Cellular component (GO): mitochondrion
Molecular function (GO): ATP binding; 4 iron, 4 sulfur cluster binding; ATP-dependent FeS chaperone activity
Source: RefSeq, a predicted model, not a curated record